Messenger RNA from Acomys russatus (golden spiny mouse), 890 nucleotides. RefSeq names its product RAS like proto-oncogene B (gene Ralb). Bases 251 to 871 code for a protein of 206 amino acids. The transcript has 5 exons. Gene Ontology annotation, biological process: Ras protein signal transduction. NCBI's taxonomy places the organism in Eukaryota, Metazoa, Chordata, Mammalia, Rodentia, Muridae. The record is from RefSeq and is a predicted model, not a curated record. Gene Ontology annotation, molecular function: GTP binding; GTPase activity; GDP binding. Gene Ontology annotation, cellular component: plasma membrane.
GGAAAGCCGGAGGGCCUCCCAGCCGGAUCUGGGGGUGCUGAGGACAUGGGCGAGGCGCCCCAGUUCUCUUCCCUUACGGCUUGUCCUUCCCUUUUCCCACAAAUGGCCACUUCCUGCCUUUUCGGGCCUCCCUCCUGAGUUGGUCCACUUCCUCAGGUCCUUUCAGAGCGAUAAAACGUUGCCCAAACUUCUUUCUUAAAGCUCCCUAACUGGGCCAUCUGUCCGUGUGUCGCCACCUCAGACCAGCGGGAUGGCUGCCAACAAGGGCAAGAGCCAGGGCUCCCUGGCACUUCACAAGGUCAUCAUGGUUGGCAGCGGAGGGGUCGGCAAGUCAGCCCUGACACUUCAGUUCAUGUAUGACGAGUUUGUAGAAGACUAUGAGCCCACCAAAGCCGACAGUUACAGAAAGAAGGUGGUCCUCGACGGAGAAGAGGUCCAGACAGAUAUCCUGGACACGGCGGGCCAGGAGGACUACGCGGCCAUCCGCGACAACUACUUCCGGAGCGGAGAGGGCUUCCUGCUUGUGUUCUCCAUCACAGAACAUGAGUCGUUCACGGCCACCGCAGAGUUCAGGGAACAGAUCCUCCGAGUCAAGGCCGAGGAAGAUAAAAUCCCGCUGUUGGUCGUGGGCAACAAGUCUGACCUGGAGGAGCGGAGGCAGGUGCCCGUGGACGAGGCCCGAGGCAAAGCGGAGGAGUGGGGUGUGCAGUACGUGGAGACGUCGGCAAAGACCCGUGCCAAUGUGGACAAGGUGUUCUUUGAUCUCAUGAGAGAAAUCCGAGCGAAAAAGAUGUCGGAAAAUAAGGACAAGAAUGGCAGGAAAAGCAACAAGAGCAAGAAGAGUUUCAAAGAGCGAUGCUGCUUGCUGUGAGCGGGGCGCAGGCGCAGAG